Molecule: messenger RNA, 1475 nt
Organism: Rhipicephalus microplus (southern cattle tick)
Lineage: Eukaryota; Metazoa; Arthropoda; Arachnida; Ixodida; Ixodidae
Gene: PMP34
Product: Peroxisomal Membrane Protein 34
Biological process (GO): transport
Cellular component (GO): peroxisomal membrane
Molecular function (GO): FAD transmembrane transporter activity; FMN transmembrane transporter activity; coenzyme A transmembrane transporter activity
Source: RefSeq, a predicted model, not a curated record
AUACCAGGAAAAUAUCGUGUGUCGUUCUUUGGUGUCGGGUUGGGCUCGUCGCGUGUCGUCAGCAGUAGUUGGCUACCGUUCAAGAUUCAAGGCUUCGAGCUACGUUGAAGCUGCAGGGCUGCCAGCCGCGAUCAGCUGAGCCCGCCGCUGCUUUCAGACAGCGGGAGGCAGCCGAGUGCGGAUCUGACAGGCGUACUGCCCGGGACUCGACUUCACCAUGGCGAAGCACAUUCGAUGGGAGAACCUGUUCACGUACGACACCCUCGUACACGCCGUCGGAGGGGCCGCAGGCAGCGCGGUUGCCAUGACCGUGUUCUUUCCUCUCGACACGGUCCGCUCCCGUCUGCAAGUCGAGCAGCACCGCGAAUCGAAGAACACUCUGGCCCUCCUACGCGAGAUUCUGCGCGACGAAGGACCCAACGGUGUGUACCGGGGCUUGGGACCCGUGUUGACGUCGCUUUGGUGCUCGAACUUCGUCUACUUCUACUCGUUUCACGGUCUCCGGGCGGUCGUCUCUGCUGGCGACCCGCGACAGCACGGAGCCAUGUCAGACCUUCUGCUGGCCGCUCUCGCCGGUGUCGUGAACGUCCUGACGACCACGCCUCUAUGGGUCGUCAAUACGCGGAUAAAGAUGCAGGGAGCCAAGCUGGCCGCAGGCGACCGCGAGUCCCUCCGCAAGCAUCCGCGUUACAAGGGUCUCUGGCACGGCCUCAUGCACAUCGCUCGCAACGAGGGCUUGCCGGCCCUGUGGGCCAGCACCUUGCCCUCGCUCGUGCUCGUCUCCAGCCCCGCGGUUCAGUUCAUGGUUUACGAGUCGCUCAAGCGGCGCGCUGGCAGCGCCGGCGUACCUCUCAACGGUGCCGUCGUUUUCCUCAUCGGAGCGGUGUCCAAGGUUAUAUCUACCGUGGCCACUUACCCGCUGCAACUUGUGCAAGCGAAGCUUCGCUACGGCUGCCCUCCGGAGCUAGCCAACAAGAACCUGCUGGGCAUUCUGAUGCACAUCGCCCGAACGCAGGGAGUCCCCGGUCUUUACAGGGGCCUCGAGGCCAAGCUCUGGCAGACUGUUCUGACAGCGGCUCUCAUGUUUGUCGCCUACGAGAAGAUCGUGCGCUUCGUCAUGCAGAUAUUGAGGCCGUCGGCAGUGCGCCGCGCUGCUUAGUGAACAAAGGACUACACGUGAUUGCGAAAGAUGUUCCUGGCUUGUUUUUUUUUUAUUUUGCGCUCUUUAUACAACGUCCCAUGGCUGUGCUCUCGGUCACCUGCGCCCAAGCGACAAGCGCCGAGACUGCCAGCUGCUAAACUUCGUGUAGGCUGCCUGUAGAAGGUCGUCCAGGUGGCUCGCCAACUGUGUGAAUAACAAAAUGCCACACAUCCAUUAGGACUCCAUGUAGCGGUACCAUGAGGGAAAAAAAUUGAUUUAACAGAUGCAAUAUGAACAAAUGGCAGUGGUUCAAUAAACGUUUAUUUCAUUUGUU